AUGAACGGUGGCAGCGGCCUUCUGAGAGCUUCGGUGGGGUUCCCUGGCUGCCUGCAUGGUGGCAGCAAAUCAGAGGGCACGCUGGAGGGCCGUGGCUGGCGCGUCCAGCAGGACAAGUGCAGCCAACAUCCGGAAGCCUCCCAGGGCCCCCUCCUUCUGGAUAAACCAGUUCAGUUGCACCCCACUUUCCCCCAGGGUAAAGAAGGGGACUCUUCUGCCCGGAAUGCUCAGGCCCAAGAUGCAAGCCUCCAGUCACCUGGCUUAGAGCCCCAGUCCCCUGUGUGGCCAGGACAUGAUGCAGAAGCUUCUCAGGAGCCCCUGAGAGUUUCCAGCAGUAACCUGGGAAACACCUGGAGCAGUGAGAGCAACGUGAGGAGCAUGCGACACUCCCACCUGGCAAAGGGCAGUGACACCAGCCAGCUGAGCAGCGGGUAUGCAGGUGAUGAGGAGAGCAGCGAUGUCAGCCUGGUGGGCAGCAGUCAAACCGUGAGGUUGAACAGAAGACUCAGAACCCAGAGAGGCGGCACUCACCCUCCCAGCCAGGCCAGCAGCUCCCAGCAGACUGGAGGGGAAAAGUGA
Hipposideros armiger (great roundleaf bat) is the source of this 579-nucleotide messenger RNA. It is a transcript of the gene CUNH16orf82, whose product is annotated as chromosome unknown C16orf82 homolog. NCBI's taxonomy places the organism in Eukaryota, Metazoa, Chordata, Mammalia, Chiroptera, Hipposideridae. The transcript has 2 exons. The record is from RefSeq and is a predicted model, not a curated record. The coding region runs from base 1 to 579 and encodes 192 amino acids.